Hyla sarda is the source of this 604-nucleotide messenger RNA. RefSeq names its product cytochrome c oxidase subunit NDUFA4-like. The transcript has 4 exons. Lineage: Eukaryota; Metazoa; Chordata; Amphibia; Anura; Hylidae. Bases 116 to 364 code for a protein of 82 amino acids. The record is from RefSeq and is a predicted model, not a curated record.
CCCGGCGAAGGCCCCCCCUCCCGGUGACGUAAGAGGGGUCCUCGGCGUGUUCCUGUGACAUUGUACCGCAGUGAAGGAAUCCGUGCGCACGUAGGAGACAGCAGCGGCCGCCAUCAUGAUCCGUACUAUGCUCACCCAUGCCCGGAAACACCCCAGUCUGAUCCCCCUGUUCGUGUUUGUGGGGUGCGGUGGUGUCGGUUCCAUCCUUUACGCUUUAAGACACACAAUGACCAGCCCAGAAGUCGUCUGGGACAAGAAGAACAACCCUGACCCCUGGGCCAAGAAUAGCCCCAACUACCAGUACAAGCUCUACAAUGAGACGAUCGACUACAAGAAUCUGAAGAAGGAGGGUCCCGACUAUUAAGAAGCCUCCGCCCGUCCUCAUUCGCUUCCAGAAGCCGCCAUCGUUCUGUCCAGGAAUCUCUAUUUAAUCAGAUCAGGCCCCCGUCGCGGCGCUCGCUCAGCUUGUUCUGUCAUUGUGUUCUAGUUUGAGCUUUAAUCACAUUAGCGCGGUGUGAAGUGGCGUCUGCUCGUGAUGAAGCGCAGCGCUCGCUCCAGCUGGUGACUGCCAGACUUACUGUACAAUACACUGAUUUAUACCUGA